CGAGUUUCUGAUUCUAGACUGCGUCAGCGACUGCCAAGCUCUUGUUACCUAAUGUUUUUCAGAUAUUUUUCCUUGUUUGGGAAGAUUCCUUGCCCUCCAUUUUUGUGUCUUUUUUCCUUCUCAAAUAAUAUUUUUGCUAUCAAAAAAUGCUUUUGGAUUAUUUCAAUUUAUGUCCAAGACUCGUUUAUCUGGGCAUGCAUGAUGAACGAUAAGACAGGACGAAAAAGAUAAUAGACCUUUUUAGUUUAGUUUGUUUGCUUGCUGUGUCAUUUAUACAUAUGGUUGGGUUUAAAGGACAACUUUUGAUAUCAUCGACUUCUUGCACUACCAUGUUACAACCAUCAGGCAUGGCAGAAGAUGCUGGUAUGUUCAUGGUUCAUCAGACCAUUGGUAGUGUUUUGUGUUGCAAAUGUGGAAUUCCCAUGCAGCCAAAUGCUGCCAAUAUGUGUGUGAAGUGUUUACGUUCAGAAGUUGAUAUCACUGAAGGAUUACUGAAGCAUCUAAUCCUAGUACACUGUCCUGAGUGUGAUAGCUACCUGCAGCCUCCAAGAACUUGGAUCAAAGCACAAUUAGAAUCGAAGGAGCUGCUGACAUUCUGUUUGAAUAAGCUGAAAAGAAACUUCGCUUCCAAUAAAGUAAGGCUGAUACAUGCUGAAUUUAUAUGGACUGAGCCCCACUCCAAGAGGAUAAAAGUCAAGGUCAAAGUUCAGAAAGAGGUUCUGAAUGGGGCAAUUCUUGAACAGUCUUAUCCUAUUGAGUACGUGCAGCAAGAGCAUAUGUGUGAAUCUUGUUCUAGGAUCCAGGCUAACCCUGAUCAAUGGGUUGCUGCUGUGCAACUUCGCCAACAUGUUACACAUAGGAGAACUUUUUAUUUGGAACAGCUGAUUCUGAAGCAUGGUGCAGCUGCUAGUGCUAUAAGAAUAAAGCAGAUGGAUCAAGGUAUUGACUUCUUUUUCUCCAAUCGAAGUCAUGGUGUGAAAUUUGUGGAAUUUGUAGGAAAAGUUGCUCCAGUAAGGAGUCGUCACGACAAGCAACUUGUUUCUCAUGAUCCCAAGAGUAAUAACUACAACUAUAAAUAUACAUUUUCUGUUGAAAUUUCUCCCAUCUGCCGUGAGGAUUUAAUCUGUCUGCCUCCUAAAGUUGCUGUUAGUUUGGGAAACCUUGGC
Neltuma alba is the source of this 1166-nucleotide messenger RNA. Its product is annotated as 60S ribosomal export protein NMD3-like. Gene Ontology annotation, molecular function: ribosomal large subunit binding. Lineage: Eukaryota; Viridiplantae; Streptophyta; Magnoliopsida; Fabales; Fabaceae. Gene Ontology annotation, cellular component: nucleus; cytoplasm. Gene Ontology annotation, biological process: ribosomal large subunit export from nucleus. The record is from RefSeq and is a predicted model, not a curated record.